AUGGAUAUUUCGAAACUAUGUCGUUGCUGUAUGAAAGAAGUAGCGUCAUGGGAAAUAGAGAAUUUUAAUGCUAAUGCUGUUGAAAUGUUUUCUUUUUGUACAAAUGUGAAGAUUACCGAUAAUGAAAAACUUCCAAAACAGUUUUGUUACGACUGUAUAAUUAAAAUUGAAUCAUGUUAUGCAUUUAUAAAGGAAGCACAAAAUGUUAAUAUGACCCUCAAAAAUAUCGCAUCGAGAAGCGAAAAAAGCGUAAUAAUAGAACCUGAAACCUCUAAAACUAUUGAAGAGCCAAACAAACUUAGAUUGACUUUACCAGAUUACAAAUUAUCUGUCGGUAUUAAUAUUGAUGACCAGAGCGUUUUUGAUGAUAGUGAUAAUAUUUAUAAAGAAAAAUUAAACAAUAAUAUACACACUUUGCUGCAGUCUGUAACAGUGCAAAAUAAAACUAAUGAUAAGCAAAAUACAAAGUGCAGUGUGAAUGAGGACACCAAAAGCGAUAAUUCAAGCAAGAAUAUAUGCACAGUGUGCAGAAAAUCAUUUAUAUCUAAGAAAUGGUUUACAAAGCACAUGGAAAAAGAGCAUUCCGGACACAAAUAUGCAUGUGCAUAUUGUCCAAAAUUAUUUUCAAAACCAUUCCAACUGGCAUACCAUACAACAUCACACUCAAAUGAAAGGAAAUUUUCAUGUACCACUUGUGGUAAAAGCUUUAAGUAUAGAAAACAGCUGACAAUUCAUAAUAGAGCCCACUCUGACGUGAGACCGUAUGCCUGUGAUAAGUGCUCCAUGAGAUUUAAGAUGAAGAGUGUACUAAAGUGUCAUAUGAAAGUGCAUGAUGUGAAACAGUACUUGUGUUCCUAUUGUGGAUGGAGUUUUGGUCAAGCUCACAACUUACAAGUGCACCUCCGGAUCCACACAGGCGCCAAACCCCACGCCUGUACGCAGUGCAACUUCCGCACUGCCGCCGCGUCCUCCCUGCGGCGCCACCAGCGACGGCACUCCGACUCCAGGGUGUACGUGUGUACACAUUGCAGGAAAGGGUUCUAUGAUGCGAGUGGACUGGCGCGCCACACGCGCACGCACACGGGCGAGCUGCCGUACAAGUGCCCGGGCUGCGCGCGCGCCUUCGCCGACAGCUGGAAGCGCAAGACGCACCUCAUGCGCGCGCACCGCCUCGCGCUGCACGACAUCCCGCGCAUGCGCACGGACGGACAGACACUCGCACAACAACCGUUGCUUAUCAAC
Messenger RNA from Brenthis ino (lesser marbled fritillary), 1242 nucleotides. The record is from the annotation of a GenBank genome assembly. NCBI's taxonomy places the organism in Eukaryota, Metazoa, Arthropoda, Insecta, Lepidoptera, Nymphalidae.